AUGAUUUCCGAGAUGUGGUGUUCGACCAUCGAACUGUUUAGCUCCGUGAACUUAUUGUGCAUGGCAGUCUUUCUAUCGAUCGUCUACUACUUAACGAUGUCCACGUACGAUAAAUGGAGCAAACUGAACGUGCCCUACGUAAAGCCCGUGCCGCUGUUUGGAAACUCAAUGAAAAUGGUCUUGAAAAUGGAGCACCCGUUGGACUUUUUCGGUCGUAUUUACAACCAGUUCCCGGACGCGAAGCUUUGCGGUUUCUAUCAAAUGACCACCCCAUUCCUGAUGAUUCGUGAUCCGGAGCUGAUCAACGCCAUGAUGGUUAAGGACUUCUCAUACUUUACCGACCAUGGUUUUGAUACAGACCCAUCUGUCAACCUCAUGGCCAGCAGCCUUUUCAUGUUGAAUGGCGAUCGGUGGAGAACAAUGCGACAGAAGCUCAGUCCCGGAUUCACAUCUGGAAAACUGAAGGACACUCAUGACCAAAUCAAGGUCUGCAUCGACCAGCUAAUGAACGUUUUCGAAGAAAACCUGAAAGUCAGCGAUCACUUCGAACUACGAGAGUUGAUUGGAAACUUCUCGACGGAUGUCAUCGGUAUGUCCGCUUUCGGUCUGAAACUAGACACGAUCAAAAACGGCAAUACGGACUUCCGCAUGUUUGGCAAGAAAAUAUUCCAGGCGGACUACAAACAGCUCUUUGUCCAGGCUAUGCUGCUGUUUUCGCCAAAGCUGGCUUUAGCUCUUAAGCUGAAACAGUUUCCGGAGGACGCCGCUAACUUUUAUGAAUCUAUGUUCAGGGACGUCCUCGAGUAUAGGGACAAGAACAACGUCGUCAGAAACGACGUCACUCAAACCCUGAUUCAAGCUAGAAAAGAUUUGGUGAAAAAUAACGACGGUGACGAACCGACAUCCGAAGAUAAAUGGACCGAAAUGGACAUAAUCGGAAACGCGGUACUGAUGUUUGUCGCUGGUGCCGAAACUGUUUCCAUUACAAUAUGCUUUUGUUUGUACCAGUUGGCAUUAAACAAAGAUAUCCAAGAUAGACUGCGUGAAGAGAUCGUUAUGGCAAAAGCGAAAAACGGUGGAGAGUUGAACAACGACUUUUUGAUCAAUCUCCACUACAUGAAUAUGGUUUUAGAAGAAAUUUCGCGCAAGUAUGCCAUCACCAUGAUCAUAUUCAGACGAGCGACGAAGAAUUACCAAGUACCCGGUACCUCAUUAGUCAUUGAAAAGGGACAAAAGAUCACCAUACCAGUGUACUCCAUACAUAAUGACCCGAAAUAUUACCCCGAUCCCGAUACUUUCGAUCCUGAAAGAUUUUCGACGGAAGAAAAAGCCAAACGGCGUAAUGGCACUUACUUGCCGUUUGGCGAUGGGCCGAGAUUGUGCAUAGGUAAACGGUUGGCGGAAUUAGAAAUGAAAUUGGUUCUAUCAAAAAUAUUGUUGAAAUAUGAAGUCUUUCCGUGUGAAAAAACAGAAAUUCCACUCAACAUACGAGGUCCUGGAAGUAUCGUCAGUCCGAAAAAUGGUAUUUGGUUGAGCUUUAAGCCGAUUGCCACAAAUUAACAUAUAUCAAUAAUAUGCAUAUUGAAUGUCUGUUUUUUUCAAUAUUACAACAUUUAUUUAAAAUACAAAUCACAAUAUUUUUUAAUACUCAAAACUCAUGUAUAAUUACACGUUUCUAUUAUAAGAACAAUAACAUUGAGUAGUAACUAUGAAUAUAAUAUAUAUAUCAUAUAUGUCAUGCCAGUUAUUGGUCAGACUGUUCCUUUAACUUUAGGAACAGAAUUGUAAUCGAGAUUUUCUAAACAUAUAUUUCUAUAAUAUGUUAUAAUACACUGAAAUAUUAAUACGUACAAAUAAAUAAAAUACUAAAUAUAGGUAAUCGAUGAUACUAUAUUCUGUACUCAUAAGUUUCAUAUUACCGAUACUGACAUAUUUUGUUGUUUAAUUAAUUAAUACGAUUAAUAGAAAACUGUAAAUUAGUGAUUUACUUAUGUUUGAUGUACCUACUAUGUGGUAUAAAAAUGUCUAUGGUUAUUUUAUACGUGGGUCUUAAUUUACUUUAUAAUAUUAUAUGAAAAAUAGUGAUAUUUAGAUUUUAA
Messenger RNA from Myzus persicae (green peach aphid), 2099 nucleotides. Its product is annotated as probable cytochrome P450 6a14. Gene Ontology annotation, molecular function: heme binding; iron ion binding; oxidoreductase activity, acting on paired donors, with incorporation or reduction of molecular oxygen. The transcript is spliced from 4 exons. Lineage: Eukaryota; Metazoa; Arthropoda; Insecta; Hemiptera; Aphididae. The coding region runs from base 1 to 1560 and encodes 519 amino acids. The record is from RefSeq and is a predicted model, not a curated record.